UUUUAAAGGGGCGCAAUGCUCGAAACUGAAGCGGAAGAUACGUGCAGCCUUUAGUAGGUACCAAGUAUUUUAUUUAGUCCCUUCAACAUUACACUUCAUUAUCGUCCUUUAACAUGUCUGGACUAGAUGUCACCGUAUUUCCACACGACUUUGCGUGGGGAGCUGCGACUGCUGCUUAUCAAAUAGAAGGUGGCUGGGAUGUGGAUGGUAGAGGCCCGAGCGUGUGGGACACAUUCUGCCAUGCCAAAGGAGGGGUGUUUGAAGACCAUACUGGAGAUGUAGCCUGUAACAGCUAUCAGCUCUGGGACGAGGACCUGAAAUGUGUCCAGCAGCUGGGACUCACCCAUUACCGUCUGUCCUUAUCCUGGUCACGGCUCCUUCCCGGCGGAACCACAGAUCAUGUCAAUCCAAAAGGAGUGGCCUAUUAUAACAAAGUGAUCGACGACUUGAUUGCUUGUGGUGUGACGCCCAUGAUCACAUUGUACCACAUGGAUUUACCACAGGCCUUGCAGGAUCUCGGCGGAUGGAGCUCGACAGAGAUUGCAGACAUCUUUGAAAGUUAUGCCAGGUUUUGCUUUAAGUCCUUUGGGGACAGAGUGAAGCUCUGGAUCACACUGAACGAGCCCUAUGUUUGUGCCAAGCUGGGCCAUGAGGACGGGACCUUUGCCCCUGGGAUCAAAGAUCCAGGAAUAUCAGUUUACUUGGCGGGUCAUAACAUGCUGCGCGCCCACGCCAAAGCCUGGCAUACUUAUAAUACUCAUUUCAGGCCUUUACAAGCAGGACAAGUAUCUCUUGCCCUGAACAGUGACUGGGCAGAGCCGUCGGACCCGGGCUCUCCUAAAGAUGCUGCAGCCACUGAGCGCUACAAGGACUUCACUCUGGGCUGGUUUGCCUGUCCUGUGUUUUGCACAGGAGAUUACCCAGAGUCCAUGAGGGCCAGGAUUGAGUCUAGGAGCUUGGGUCUGGGAUGCAAGCAGGGCUCAAGGCUACCACGUUUCUCAAAAGAUGAGCCCUCUCCUCUGGGCACGGCAGAUUUCUUUGCACUGAAUUAUUACACGUCUCGGAAAGUAAAAGAUUUAAAUGGUGGUAGUAAGAAGAGCGAGCUCAGUUUUGUGGGAGAUCAGGGGGCAGAGGGUUUUGUUGACCCAUUGUGGCCCAUAUGUGGGGUGCACUGGUUGGCUGUUGUUCCUGAUGGAUUGCGGAAAUUGCUCAAAUAUAUAAAGGACACGUACACCAGUCUGCCCAUUUAUAUCACAGAAAAUGGCUUUUCCCAGAUGGGGCCGGUUCAGAUUGAAGAUACCGACCGUUCCCAGUUCUAUCAGGACACUCUGCAGGAAGUUGGCAAAGCUAUCAGUCAAGAUCGAGUGAAUGUAAAGGGAUAUUUUGCCUGGUCUCUGCUGGAUAACUUUGAGUGGAAUCAUGGCUACAGUGUGCGCUUCGGCCUGUUUCAUGUGGAUUUCUCUGCACCUGACCUGAAGCGCACUAUUUACGGCUCAGGUAGAGAGUAUGCUGCUGUGAUAUCCAAACACCGCUCUCAAACCAAACCCAAGAGCAGUUAAUUCCUAACAUAUUAAAUCAACAUAAUAUUACACUUGAAGAAAUUACGUCUAAAGUGUAAAUUCCAUAAUUCUAUUUUUGGGAGAUUAAAUAAUGAUGAGCCUAACAGUAUCAAAAGUGCUUCCUCUACAGUGUUGUUUGCUGUAGAAUUGAGUGAGUCACACAGUACUAUAAAAAUGUUGUUAAAUUGAAACUAUUCUUGUAUGGAACUGUGCACAGAAAGAAUGCAUAAUCAGGAAAAAAUUAAUAAAUACGAUCACUUGAAAAAGAUUGAUUGACCAAGAAUUCCAUGUAGAGAAGUCAUCAUAGAUGAAUAUAUAACAUACAACGAAAAUAAGGUUUCAGUUCUAAUGUUUUGUUGAUAUGCACUGCCUCUGUGUGGCCCAAAGUGGUAUUAUACUUGGCACAUCAUUUUGUGCUGGUAUAUUGGCACUUGCAUUGCUUUAUGUGCAUUAAACAAACAUGUAUGAGAUAUUAAUGUAACAAUUUACAUGUAGUAAUUUACAUGAGGCCAUGCAAACUGAAGUUGCGUUAACUGGAUUGCACGUGUAAUUACUUUUGGGAAUGUGGUUAUGCUGAACCUAAUGGCAGCCCUGAACUCCCAAGGGAGUAAAUGACUGCAGAAAUUAUGGUUCUGUUCUAAUUAUUGACUGUGGAACAGACAUAAUUGCGUCAUCUAAAUGCAUAAUAUGUGAUCACAAAUCUUUAAAACGAGAUCUUAGAGACAAUUCUUUGUGGGGGAGAUUAAAUAUUGAAAUAUUAACAUUUGAGUUAUCAUCUUGUAGAGUGUUUGAGCGGUAUUUUUCAAACUGUGUUCAGUCUAUUUGAAUCAGAGCACAACAUUGUGAGCUAUUUAUAAUCCACAUGUUCCAGUCAGGGUGGCAAAUAUAUUAUUUCAAACUAAAUGUUUCUUGACUCUGAAUUAGUGCAUUUAAUUGUAACAUUCAUUA
Sinocyclocheilus grahami is the source of this 2507-nucleotide messenger RNA. It is a transcript of the gene gba3, whose product is annotated as cytosolic beta-glucosidase. Gene Ontology annotation, molecular function: beta-galactosidase activity; glycosylceramidase activity. The transcript has 5 exons. The record is from RefSeq and is a predicted model, not a curated record. The coding region runs from base 114 to 1559 and encodes 481 amino acids. Gene Ontology annotation, biological process: carbohydrate metabolic process; glycosylceramide catabolic process. Lineage: Eukaryota; Metazoa; Chordata; Actinopteri; Cypriniformes; Cyprinidae. Gene Ontology annotation, cellular component: cytosol.